Megalops cyprinoides (Indo-Pacific tarpon) is the source of this 4985-nucleotide messenger RNA. RefSeq names its product huntingtin interacting protein 1 related b (gene hip1rb). The transcript has 32 exons. Gene Ontology annotation, cellular component: actin cortical patch; clathrin-coated vesicle. Gene Ontology annotation, molecular function: actin filament binding; clathrin-cargo adaptor activity; phosphatidylinositol-3,4-bisphosphate binding. NCBI's taxonomy places the organism in Eukaryota, Metazoa, Chordata, Actinopteri, Elopiformes, Megalopidae. The record is from RefSeq and is a predicted model, not a curated record. Bases 247 to 3432 code for a protein of 1061 amino acids. Gene Ontology annotation, biological process: clathrin coat assembly; endocytosis; actin filament organization.
UUCUUCUUUCUCCCAUCAUGCUGCAUUCAUUUAACUCAGCCCAGUCUAGCCAAUGCCACUCGCGAAUGUAGCGCGUUUUCGGCAAGCUGGUCCACGCAAGAACGACCCGGCGGUCGAUCUUUGAUAAAUAUUUCACCGAGAGACUGCGGUGAACCGCUUUUUCUGUUUUAAAGGGUGGAUACAUAUUUCAAUUUUAAAUAUAUCUACAAAAAACACUGAACAUUUCAACGCCCAACAGACUGGAGGAUGAAUACCAUACGACAGGUGCCUUCAAGGGUGAAAAGCAAAAGGACCGAAACCAAUUUGGGGGCAGAGAGGGAACAUUUUGACAAACAGCAGCUCAGCAGCAUCAGCAAAGCAAUCAACUCCAGUGAGACGCCGGUGAAGGAGAAACAUGCUCGCAGGAUCAUUCUGGGGACCCAUCGGGAGAAGGGGGCCUUCACUUUCUGGUCUUACGCCCUGGGGCUGCCGCUGGCCAGCAGCUCCAUCCUCAGCUGGAAGUUCUGCCAUGUGCUGCACAAGGUCCUGCGAGAUGGACACCACAACAGCCUGCAGGAUUGCAUAAGGCACCAGAGUAACAUAACUGAGACAGGAGCACUUUGGGGCAACCUCCAUGAUCGAUAUGGACAGCUCGUCGCUCUGUACACCAAACUCCUGUGCACAAAGAUGGAAUUCCACAUGAAGCAUCCAGAAAUCCGUCCUAACCUGGAAGCUUCAGAUGAGGUCCUAGAGCGUGCUGCUGGAGCCGACAUCAACCACGUGUUCCAGCUCACGGUGGAGGUGUUUGAUUACCUGGACGCGGAGCUGAAGUUGGCGGAGGCAGUGAUCCGGCAGCUCAACACGUCUAUUGCCAUCUCCACCACCACAUCAGGACAGUGCCGUCUGGCCCCCCUCAUCCAGGUGAUCCAGGACUGCAGCCACCUCUACCACUACACGGUCAAGCUGCUCUUCAAGCUGCAUGCCUGUUUGCCAGCAGACACUCUCCAAGGCCAUCGAGACCGAUUCCAUGACCAGUUCCACAGCCUCAAGAACUUCCUCAACAAAGCCAGAGACAUGCUGUACUUCAAGAGACUCAUUCAGAUUCCCAAACUACCAGAUUCCCCGCCCAACUUCCUGCACGCGUCCGCCUUGGCUGAGCACGUCAAGCCUGUGGUUGUUGUUGAGGACGAGGAGCCACCGGACGAUGACGACCCCGAACCACUGAUCGAGGUCAGCGAGGUGACCCAAGCCAGCAUGCAGGUCCAGCCCCAGUUUGACAUAUUUGAUCAGACCUUCGGGCCUCCCAAUGGCGGUUUUGAUGACAGGGAUGUCCAGAUUGACAACCUGAGGCGGGAGAUAGAGAUGUUGAAAGCCGAGCUGGAGAGGAUCAAAACUGAGGCCCAACGCUACAUCACACAGCUCAAGUCCCAGAUCAACAGCCUAGAGGCAGAGCUGGAGGAGCAGCGGGUGCAGAAACAGCGCGCCCUGGUGGAGAACGAGCAGUUGCGCAUGGAGCUGGAGACCUUGAGGAGGCUCAGUGGCGAACACGAGAACUUGCAGGCCACGUUCAUGGAGGCAGAGAAGAGGGCCCAGGCUACAGAGAUGCGCUAUUGCAAGCUGAAGGAGAAGCAUGCUGAGCUGGUCAGCAACCAUGCAGAGCUACUAAGGAAGAGUGCGGAUACUGUCAAAAUGCUGUCAGCCAGCCAGCAGACACAGGAGGAGGUUGCCAGGACGAAGCAGCAGUUGGCCUUCGAGGUGGACCGCAUCAAGCAGGAAGCUGACAUGAAGCUGGAGGAGCAGAAGUUUGAAAUGGACAAGCUGACGUCCGAGCUGGAGGAGAGGAGAGCGGAGGUCUUGCGCAUUCAGAACAGUCUGCAGAGCAAUGAGAAGGCAAAAGACACACUGAACAGCACACUGGCAGCGCUGCAGGAGGAAAAGGAGGCGCUGUUGCACUCUGUGAGCGAGCGGGACGCAGAGCUGUCCUCCCUGCGUCAGUCUGCGCAGAUGCAGCAGUUGUCCCUGCAGCAGGAGAGAGAGAAGAGCACCAGGGAGCUGAGCGAGCUGCAGGGCAAGCUGCAGGAGAAGCUGAGUCGGGAGGAGCAGCUGCAGCAGAAGCUGCUGGAGGAGCAGUUCGCCCUGCUGCAGGGCACGGUGACCGAGGCGCAGAGCAUCAUCCAGGAUGCGGUGGCCAAGAUAGACGACCCCCUGCAUGUGCGCUGCACCAGCUCGCCGGAUUAUCUUGUAAAUCGAGCUGAAGCCACUUUAGGCUCCAUCGACAAAUUGAAGCAGGGCCACACAGACUACCUGAAAAAUAUGGCAGAUGCCAGCAGCUUGCUGAGGGCUGUCACGCAGUUCUCCCACUUGACCGCAGACACCAUUGUCAAUGGCAGUGCCACUGCUCACAUGGCACCCACUGAUCAUGCUGACAGACUGACGGAAAACUGCAGAGGCUGUGCCACUCAGAGCCUGCAGUUCCUCCAGGAGCUGAAGGCCAAGUCCACCCUACAGAGGGCUGACCCAGCCGCCGUACGUGUCAUCGUUCAAGAGAUCUUGCAACUAGGCCAGGAGCUGAGACCCAAGGGCUCAGACAUUCGUCAGGAGGAGCUGGGUGACCUGGUGGACAAGGAGAUGGCGGCCACAUCGGCAGCUAUUGAGGAGGCUGUGCGAAGGAUUGACGAAAUGAUGAACCAGGCUAGGAAGGACACUACCGGGGUCAAGCUGGAGGUCAAUGAAAGAAUCCUAAUCAGCUGUACAGGUCUGAUGAAGGCCAUCCACUUGCUGGUCCUCGCUUCUACCGACCUGCAGAAAGAGAUUGUGGAGGGCGGGAGGGGUGCUGCCUCUGUGAAGGAGUUCUAUGCUAGGAACUCUCGCUGGACAGAGGGGCUGAUCUCUGCUUCCAAGGCUGUGGGAUGGGGUGCCACUCAGAUGGUUGAGUCAGCUGACAAGGUAGUCCUGCACACAGGCAAGUACGAAGAGCUGAUCGUCUGUUCUCAUGAGAUUGCUGCCAGCACCGCACAGCUGGUGGCUGCCUCGAAGGUGAAGGCAGACCGCAGCAGUCAGAAGCUGUCCGCCCUGCAGCAGGCGUCUCGCCACGUGAACGAGAUGGCCGCCAAGGUAGUGGCCUCCACCAAAACCGGGCAGGAGCAGAUUGAGGAAAAGGAUACCAUGGACUUCUCGGGUCUGUCCCUUAUUAAGCUGAAGAAGGAGGAAAUGGAGUCACAGGUGAAAGUGCUUGAACUGGAGACUCAGCUGGGGAAUGAACGGAUGCGUUUGGGGGAGCUGAGAAAGAAGCACUAUGAGCUGGCUGGGGUCCCUGUGGAGCAAAUUGCUGAGGGAAAUGGCUUUGCCAGUACCGCACCCCCUCCAUCACCCAAACCCUCUAAGCCUGCCAUCAUGAAGAAACCAUCUCUGGCACAGAAACCCAACCUCCCGCCCAAGAGUACGUACAGCUGAGGUGAAUAAGACAGGCGAGUGCUGAUGAAGGACAUCCCCCACCUCCCCUGCAAAUCCACCUGCGGCCUGCUGCCCAUGCGGUCAAUAUCAGGGCCUCCAUCACACAAUGACAGGACCCUAUGGGCUUGGUGCUGACAAUCUGCUGUCUCAACCCCCUGUUUCCUUUCUUUUGCCAAACUUGAAUUUAAUCCAUGAGCCAUGCUGUCUGUCACCGUCACCUGCUUUGUUCUUGAACAUUUACACUGAGACAACUCCAGUUGCCAUUGUUCACUUUUCAUAUGUUGUACUGAAACUCCAUCAGAUCAUAUUUUUAAUGUAAUUUUGCUAUUUACUGUCAUUGAACCAUGCACCUAAUGGCAUUGCUUUUAAGUUGAGAGUACAUUUUUAAUUGUGUAUGGAAUGCAAUACUACAUGUGUAGAGGAAUAUUUCAGUCCUUGAUGUGAAAGUUGGAACAAGCCUGAUGCAAGUAUCAGAAAACUGCAAUAGUCAUAUUUCUUGCACUGGUUUUAGGUAUUGAUAAGCACAGUUCAAGUAGCGAAGCACAUGUUCACAUAUCACGUCCUGGUUUAUUUGGACUGUAAUCACCAUUGUGCACACUUAUGUUAUAUUAGUAGCCCUGUAUUUAUUGUACGGACCAAGACCACAAGGUAAAAGACAUGUUCAUCAGACAUGGUCAGUUUGUGCCCUCUCAUUUUAACCUCCCCAGCACAGACUGUCAGUGCUGCAUCUUGAUUUUUUACUUUUUAACUGGCUAAAUGUACCAUCAGCUAUCUCACUGGGUUCUAUCACUGAGUUUCAGGAGAGUCCAAAAGCCAGAUCCCUCAAAGCCAACAUAGAACAAAGACAUGUUUUCCCUCACUUUGUGUAGGUCCAUUCACAUGCUAGCUGGUUAACUUCAGAAAGUCACUUCCCCCACAUGUCUGUUAUUUUACAUGUUUCUUUUUUUGUACAUAGGAGUUAUUAAUAUUAGAAAUCUCAGUAAUUUUAUCAGUUCUUCCAAUGAGGAAGCCCUGUCAGCAUACCACUUUAAACUGUGACUACCUUCACUCCAUUCAGUCCUUUUUAUAUGUUAUGAAUAUCAUGUCUCUCUGCUGGCUAUAUGCAAUCCAGGGGGCUAGGGGAGGUCAUCAGAUGUUGAUAAUGUAGCUUCACUGUGUGUCUUUGGAAGUCUGUGUAGAAUGUCAGUGUGUCCAGACUCAGUGGGCAGCCCACUUCCUCCUUUUAGACUGGAAAUGCAUUUACCAUGUUUUACUUUAACUUUUAAUGUAAAAUAUCUGAGUGCACUGUUUGUCACAGCGAAAGAGUCACUGGACACAAAGUGUGAAAGGACACAGGGCGGUUGUACAUAUUUUCUGAUGAUGUGUGGAACUCUUCUGACACCGUGGGUGCUUUCUUAAAAGGGGUCUAAUGAAAUGCUCUCUUUUGUUCUCCCCCUCUUUGUUAAACAUGUCUUUAUACUCUCAGAUCUAUUAAUAUAUUUUAGUAAAGAUUACUGUGGUACCCUGUAAUAAGUGUAAAUGUGAAAUGAAAAAUAAAUGUUUAUGAACAUUAA